Messenger RNA from Humulus lupulus (European hop), 651 nucleotides. RefSeq lists its product as uncharacterized. The transcript has a single exon. Bases 1 to 651 code for a protein of 216 amino acids. NCBI's taxonomy places the organism in Eukaryota, Viridiplantae, Streptophyta, Magnoliopsida, Rosales, Cannabaceae. The record is from RefSeq and is a predicted model, not a curated record.
AUGGCGGAAAUGAUGAAGUCAAUACGUGAAGAGACCCGUAUGUUGAGAUCUCAACAAGGUCCAUCUGGUAAUCCUCAGCAUACCAGUUCAAAAAAUGAGUCGCGGUUUGACAGCCUUCUGCAACAGUAUUUACCAUUACAACGUGAAGGUGGUUUAUCUUCUCAAAGUCCACCUCCUUGGUCGAUGCCACAACAACAACAACAUUUUCAUCCACAUCAACAAAAUUCUCCUAACAAGUAUGGAGGUACAUCACAACAAUUUCAGUACAUAUAUGGACGCUCCUCCCAGUCCCCUCCUUCUUAUUACCCCGAUGUCCCUGCAGGAUCUCAGACGUCACAUCCUAGGCAUCGUGACUUUGGGGAUUCAUCGCAGCAGCAGCAACCACAGCAGAGAUAUGGUCAAUUUGUGAGUUCGUCGCCACAGCAAAGGUAUGGUCAGUUUGAGAGUUUAUUGCAUCAAUCUCCCUCAACGCGACCACAUAUUCGACAAUUUAGAUCAUCUUCGCAGCAGCAGUCUCCACAAGCUUAUAACCCUCCUCCACCAGCACCACAGUUUGCUUCACGACCAUUGUCGCGCCCUAACAUUGGUGAUCAAGAUAUAUUGAUCGGAAUGUUAAUGAAUAUUUUACACCUGGUUGGAUCUAAACAAUAA